Colias croceus (clouded yellow) is the source of this 2302-nucleotide messenger RNA. It is a transcript of the gene P38mapk, whose product is annotated as mitogen-activated protein kinase p38b-like. The record is from RefSeq and is a predicted model, not a curated record. The transcript is spliced from 9 exons. Gene Ontology annotation, biological process: intracellular signal transduction; protein phosphorylation. Gene Ontology annotation, cellular component: nucleus; cytoplasm. NCBI's taxonomy places the organism in Eukaryota, Metazoa, Arthropoda, Insecta, Lepidoptera, Pieridae. Gene Ontology annotation, molecular function: ATP binding; MAP kinase activity. The coding region runs from base 130 to 1212 and encodes 360 amino acids.
UGUGUCUAUAUUUCUAAAUCUAAUUACAAUUAGACAUUUUCAUUUUGGGAACUUUUUUACUAAAACAAUUUGUUUUAAAAAAUAUAUUCAUUAUUUUCUUGCGGUGCUUACUUAAGUUAAGUGAAAAAAAUGCCUCGUUAUCAUACCGUAGAAAUCAAUAAAACAGAAUGGAUAGUACCGGAACGUUAUCAGAUGCUUACACCUGUAGGCUCUGGCGCUUACGGGCAGGUUUGCUCCUCUAUAGAUACACUGCAUAAUAUGAAAGUAGCAAUAAAAAAAUUGGCCAGACCAUUUCAAUCAGCCGUACAUGCUAAAAGAACAUAUCGUGAGCUUCGGAUGUUGAAGCACAUGAACCAUGAAAAUGUUAUUGGUCUGCUAGAUGUAUUCACACCUGAAAAGAGUUUAGAAGAGUUUCAACAAGUGUACCUUGUUACACAUCUAAUGGGAGCUGAUCUCAACAAUAUUAUACGCACACAGAAACUAUCUGAUGAUCAUGUCCAAUUUCUUGUCUACCAGAUAUUGAGAGGACUUAAGUACAUUCACUCUGCAGGAAUUAUACAUAGAGAUCUCAAGCCCUCAAACAUUGCAGUAAAUGAAGAUUGUGAACUGAAAAUUCUAGAUUUUGGUUUGGCCAGACCAACUGAAACUGAAAUGACUGGUUAUGUAGCUACUAGAUGGUAUCGGGCUCCUGAGAUCAUGCUUAACUGGAUGCAUUACAAUCAAACAGUGGAUAUUUGGUCUGUUGGGUGUAUAAUGGCCGAGUUGCUUACCGGCAGGACUCUCUUCCCUGGAACUGACCAUAUUGAUCACCUCACGAGAAUAUUGUUUUUAUGUGGGAAACCAGAACAGGAGACCAUAGACAAAAUUAUAAGUGAAGAGGCGCGUAAUUACAUCCAAUCGUUGCCGACGCUGCGGCGCCGCGACUUCCGCGAAGUGUUUCGCGGCGCGAACCCGCUCGCCGUCAACUUGCUCGAACUCAUGCUCGAGCUGGACGCUGAUAAGCGUAUAACAGCAGAGCAGGCGCUCGCGCACGAGUACCUGGCGCAGUACGCGGACCCGACCGACGAGCCGGUGUCCGCGCCCUACGACCAGAGCUUCGAGGACAUGGACCUGCCCGUCGACAAGUGGAAGGAAUUGGUGUGGAAUGAAGUGGUCGAGUUCAAGCCGCACCCUCAACACAUGAACACGGUGGUGGAAGUUAACCCCUCAUAAAUUAUCAAUAAAAUCAUAUGCCAUUUACUGGCAAUACAUUCUUUAAUGUAGUUUAGUUGUCAUGUGUGACAAAGAUUUUUACACAACAAAUACAUACCACUUGAAUCAAUUGAGCAGCUUAAUAUGAAUUAAUUAAAGCUUAACAAUUUACGAAUAGACGUGUUUAGGUCUUGAGUUCAUUUUACAUUUUAUACAAAAUAUAUGCUUUAGAAAUUGGUAAACAUAAAUCGAUUUUUAAUUAUCAAGACACGUUUUAUAUGAUAUCAUGCAAAGUAUUUACUUUUUUAUACUUAUAAUUGGGAAUAAUUUUGCCGUUUUAAUAAAUAAGCCCGAAAGGUAAUUUAUGGGUAUACUUAAAUACAAAAAGCUAUUGCUAACAAUGUAUGUAUUACAUAUUAAUUAAUGUAUUAGUAAAGAACGUUGCAUAAUAGCUAGUCUUGUAUUAUAUUCAUUAUUGAUAAACAAAAAUGAAUAGUACAAAACACUUAUACACACCAAAAGCAAUAAAAUAGACAUAUUAUAUUAAUCUUUUAAUGUUACGUAUGUAUAAAUUUUAUAUAAAUUUUAGCUUAACAAAUUGAUUGCAAAUAUAUUAUGCAGUUUAUUUCGAUAUGACUCAUAACUUUAAGCUUUUUAUAAAAUUUUAAACACAUGCUUGUACGCUAAGCGAAUUCUGUAAUUAUGUUGUGAACAUUUUGUAGCUUUCGCUUAUAAUUUUUUAUCAAUGUUAUAUAUUCGUGCCACGUGUCUUUGAAUUGCUUGUGAUUUGGCCUUGUCACGCUGGUGCUAAGAGAAAAUUUAAACGCCAUAAAAAUAACUUAUACAAGUAUUAUAAAUACGAUAGAAUAAAAUAGACAUUUUGAAAUGUUCUUUAUAUUAAUAUUGUAAGAUAAGACCGUCCAAUUCGAUGUGACGCAUCUUUUUAUUGCUCAGAGUUUGAAACAUACCUUAUAUUUUGUUGAAUUAUUAUUGUUUGUAGCCAUACAAUUAAUAUUGUAAAGAUAUUUUUCUAGCUGAAGUUCUUUUCCAUAGAUUUUAUUUGUAACAUAAGAAAUAAUGUAGUAUUGAUAAAAAAAUAACUUAAACUACA